CCUGUGUGCCGUGUGUGAUACAGUGAACAUUAAUCGGAAAUCAAGGUGAUACCGCAUAAUUACAACGACUGACUUGCUAAGGGCAGAUAGCUGCGGCGGGUUUUGCAUGCGACGUUCAACCGCAGAUCAUCUGGCGAAGCCCAAUCAGAUAACAAUCUUCUCUGCACCAUCAAAAACAGAAAAGGGAGAAGGAUGAGAGGGUCGCUGGCAGGAAUAGUGGUUCUUUCGCUUUCGCUCUUGGCCCACGCUCAAAUGAAAGGACUCCACAACUACCAGUUGAACCCGAAGUCUUGCCGUGUAAACGAACUCGGUGGCCACUGCAUGUUCGUCUGGGAAUGCAUCAACAGCGGGGGUGUACACGUCGGCAUGUGCGUGGAUGCCUUUAUGUUCGGCACAUGCUGCGCUCACAAUCUCACAAAAGGAGAACUGUCCAGGAUCCCAUGGAACACUAAUAGCCCCUCGGUUCUCUACACUCCUCCUAAAUGGCCUCAAGGAAGUCAGAUAAAACCUCCAAACCUUUCUCGGCCGAGCGAUCACCCAUCGACCAGACCUCCGUUUAUAACCAGGCCAAAACCUUCUAGUCAUUACUACGAUAAGUGGUCCAAGUCUACGACGACGACUACCAACUCACCGAACGACGUGGAGGUGAACCAGGUCGACUCAACCUGGGCUUCGAACGGCAUCAGGCCCCAAUCAACUCCGACCUUCAUCACUGGGGGAAAACCGCACAAUUGGCCGACUGGGAGGCCGACGAAGCUGAGGCCGGCUCCGCCUUUGUCUACGGUGAGAACGACGACGACGACGACACGUAUGACGACGACGACAAGCACAACGCAGAGAACAACAGCAAGCACCACAAGGCAGACGACGCCAAGAACCACUACCACACCAUCGCUCAUCACAUCUCCUCCCCAAACUGGCCAUGGAAACAAUGCCGCUGCGAAAGGAGAGUGUGGCGUAGCCCAAUUGAACAGGCGGCAGGAGACGAGGAUAGUUGGCGGAAAGAACGCCCUUUUUGGACUUUGGCCAUGGCAGGUGUCUGUACGAAGGACGUCGUUUUUCGGCUUUUCAAGUACCCACCGAUGCGGAGGCGCGAUCCUCAACGAAAACUGGAUCGCGACAGCGGGCCACUGCGUCGACGACUUGCUUCUUUCCCAGAUAAGGAUAAGAGUAGGCGAGUUCGAUUUUUCUAGCACCCUAGAGCCGUUUCCUUUCCAGGAAAAGGGCGCUGCUAGGAAGGUAGUUCAUCCAAAGUAUAACUUUUUUACGUACGAGUAUGAUCUCGCCAUGGUGAAGGUGGACGGGCCUAUUGUCUUCCAGGCGCACGUCGGUCCUAUCUGCCUUCCAGGUAGCGACGAUCUUCUCAUCGGCGAAAACGCUACUGUCACUGGCUGGGGGAGGCUCAGCGACGGCGGCACGCUGCCAAGUGUACUCCAGCAGGCGACCGUUCCUAUCAUUAGCAAUGAGCAGUGCAAAAACUUGUUCCUGAGGGCUGGACGGCACGAAUUCUUUCCUGACAUAUUCAUGUGCGCCGGGUUCGAAAGGGGAGGGAAAGAUGCCUGCCAGGGAGACUCUGGAGGUCCUUUACAGGUUAAAGGCAAAGACGGCAGGUUUUUCCUGGCGGGCAUCAUCUCCUGGGGGAUCGGGUGCGGGGAGGAAAAUCUUCCCGGAGUCUGCACGCGGAUAUCGAAAUUCGUCCCAUGGAUCCUCUCAAUAGUUACAUGAUCGCUGUUGUUCUUUUGUACAUACAAUUCAACGAAUCCUAAUUUAUUCCGUGUAUAUAGGUGGACAAUACUUGGAGACUUGGUGUACAAAAAACUUCAACAACGUCGGUCUUUAGUUUAGUGUAGGAUUUUAAAAUUUAAUCUGAUAUAAUGUAAGCUUUGUGUUAGCAUAAUGUGUAGGAUGUGAUUAAAGUGCAUUAAAACGGGAUUCUUAUUCUUCCGGGGUACAGUUUUGCCCCAUAAAUUCAGUGCGUUAAACCGUGCCUUAAUUUACAUACGUCAGGCCGGAAAAACCAUGUAUAUUAAUUACAAUGUAUACAUCAAUGGCUCAUAAUUAUGUAGAUACAUUAAAAUUAUCAUAAUUUUUUUUAUAAAGACUAGAUUGUUUGUCUGUAUAUAUGUUUUUUAUA
This is a messenger RNA of Cimex lectularius (bed bug), 2134 nucleotides long. RefSeq names its product serine proteinase stubble (gene Sb). The record is from RefSeq and is a predicted model, not a curated record. Gene Ontology annotation, molecular function: serine-type endopeptidase activity. Gene Ontology annotation, biological process: proteolysis. Bases 193 to 1725 code for a protein of 510 amino acids. The transcript is spliced from 12 exons. Lineage: Eukaryota; Metazoa; Arthropoda; Insecta; Hemiptera; Cimicidae.